Cucurbita maxima (winter squash) is the source of this 1018-nucleotide messenger RNA. RefSeq names its product auxin-induced protein 6B. Bases 95 to 547 code for a protein of 150 amino acids. Lineage: Eukaryota; Viridiplantae; Streptophyta; Magnoliopsida; Cucurbitales; Cucurbitaceae. Gene Ontology annotation, biological process: response to auxin. The transcript has a single exon. The record is from RefSeq and is a predicted model, not a curated record.
AAACCCUCCGCCAUCACCCACGCAUAAACUCCCCAACUUCCAAAUCUCACAUUCAAUUUCAACUCCCCUCUUCCAUUUUUCUCCCUUUCAAAACAUGUCGGCCGGACUCGGAAAAUGCAGCAAAAUCCGCCACAUUGUCAGGCUCAGGCAAAUGCUCCGACGCUGGCGCAACAAGGCCCGAAUGUCCGCUAACCGCAUCCCUUCCGACGUACCCGCCGGACAUGUGGCUGUCUGCGUUGGAACCAGCUGCCGGCGGUUCGUCGUCAGAGCCGCUUACUUAAACCACCCGGUUUUCAAGAAGCUUCUGGUCCAAGCCGAAGAGGAGUACGGGUUCACCAACCAAGGCCCGUUGGCGAUCCCUUGCGACGAGUCGGUUUUCGAGGAAGUCAUCCGGUUCAUCUCCAGAUCCGAUUCGCCCAACUCGGGGCGGUUCGUGAAAUUAGACGAAUUUCAAACUUUCUGCCAUAUCGGAAUCAGAACCGGCCUCGAUUUGUGGCCGGAAUCUCGGCCUUUGCUUCAUGGGUUAGCCGAGAAAUCCAUCUGGUAAUUAAUUUUUGUAAAACGGUCCGAGUGAAAGCGAACAAGAACAAGAACAAGACGAACAAGAAGAACAAAAAACAGAAUGGGGCGAGUCAAAGAUCCAGAUUUGAGUAACCCGAGAUGGGUCGUAAUUUUAAUUAAAUCUAAUGUGGGGGUCCUUUUUUAAUUUAUUCGUUUUUUACUCCCCACAUCCCUGUUGCCACAUAUAUAUAAAGAGGGCAAGAGGAGGAUUAUGGUGAGGGAGUUUUUGUAACCCCCCGGAGAAUGCUUGUGGAGAUGGCAAAAGUGGUGGAGGUAUCAUUUCACCGUGUCGUCCUGAGCUCGAAUCGGAGUCGGGGCGAAACAGAUGAGGAGGGAGAAGAAACCCGAAGGUGUUGCUAAUUUGGCCACAGGUGUGCUUCUGUGUAAAUUAAUUGAUUGAUUGGGAAAUUUGAUGAACCAAUUUGAAAUGCGAGUAUGUUAGUUUGUUUUGAUACGG